Messenger RNA from Solea solea (common sole), 2483 nucleotides. RefSeq names its product T-box transcription factor 6 (gene tbx6). Gene Ontology annotation, biological process: vasculogenesis; cell fate specification; regulation of transcription by RNA polymerase II. The transcript has 8 exons. Gene Ontology annotation, cellular component: nucleus. The coding region runs from base 156 to 2330 and encodes 724 amino acids. Gene Ontology annotation, molecular function: RNA polymerase II cis-regulatory region sequence-specific DNA binding; DNA-binding transcription factor activity, RNA polymerase II-specific. The record is from RefSeq and is a predicted model, not a curated record. NCBI's taxonomy places the organism in Eukaryota, Metazoa, Chordata, Actinopteri, Pleuronectiformes, Soleidae.
CGUGGACAUUUGUAGCCGAGGACGUCAGAGGGACGAGAACCGAGAGAAGAACAAGGAAGAAGAAUUCAAACCUUCACCAUCAAAUUAAUCUGAAGAAGAGGUGAAGAUCUGACAUGGGAGUUUGAUGAAGAAGAGGACGAACGCUGACGAGGAAAAUGCUGAGUGUGGAGAUGUUUCCCAGUUUGACUCUGGGACCACAGAGGAUAGGAGACUGCUUUUAUAGAGAGCGUGAGGCUUCUGGCCAUAUGUCGCUGUUCCCUCCCACAUGUGACGCUGCAGCCAAAGCCCUGCCCCCGAGGCUGUUGGCUCCGCCCCCUGUCCUGACCGAACCCACUGCCAAAGCCCAAAAGGACGAGGUGAAGAUGGAGCUGGAGAACACGUCGCUAUGGAAACAGUUCAGCUCAGUGGGCACAGAGAUGAUCAUCACGAAGAAGGGCAGACGCAUGUUUCCCGGGCUGAGGCUGAAGCUCUCCAGCCUGAAUCCAUCUCUGCGUUACAUCCUCCUGCUGGACAUCGUCCCCGUGGACAACUCCCGCUAUCGCUUCCAGGGCGGCGGCUGGCAGGCCGUCGGAAAGGCAGAGGCUCGUCUCCCCGACCGCGUGUUCAUCCACCCAGACUCCCCCGCCACAGGUGCUCACUGGCAGAGUCGCACCAUCUCCUUCCACCACGCGAAGCUCACCAACAACACACUGGACUCACAGGGACACAUCAUCCUGCACUCGCUGCAUCGCUACCAGCCCAGAAUACAUGUGAUUGAAGCCAGAGACGUGCUGCGGUGGGGAGGAGGCCAGCAGCGCUCCUUUGUUUUCCCUGAGACUCAGUUCAUCACAGUCACCGCCUACCAGAACAACAAGAUCACAGAGCUGAAGAUCAGUGCUAACCCCUUUGCAAAAGGCUUCAGAGAGGACGGCAUGAACAGCAAAAAACAAAGGGACGUGAGACAGAAGCGCAAAAUGUCCGUCCUGACAGAGACACUGGACAUUGUGAACUGUGACCCCUGUGACACGGCCGAGCUCUUGUCCCAGUCCACUGAGGACAGCACAGACCUGCAGGCCCUGGCUCUGUCCUCCCUGCCUGACCCCUCCUGUGGCUACAGGGCCGGGGACGCCUCGUACGCGGACGCGCUGGUGCCGGAGCCGCCGCUGGACCUCGGUCAGGCUUUCAUGGCCUCACAGAUGUCGGACAUCUCUGGCAUCUCCAUGGUGGACGCAGCAGGGAGGGACAUGGCAAACAGUGUCAUGGAGAGAUCAAACACUAUGGAUGGACGCGCAUACACCUCUAAUUUCCCCGCUGCUCAGGUGGACUCCUCCUCUUUCCCCUUAGCCCCUCCUCCUCAGUCAUCCUCCUCCUUCAACCCCACAGACACAUCUGAUCCUCAGACGUCCAUCCCCACUCUUGAUUAUCCCUCUGUCCUCUCUUCGUCACCCGCCCUCUCCUCCUCCUCCUCCAUCACUCCCUCCCUGCAGCAGACGACCUUCACCUUCCCCACUCCACCGCCUUCCAACUCCUCGUCACCACAGCCACUCCUGUCCUCCUCCUCCUCCUCCUCGUCUCCCUCUGCCAACAGCUAUCACGCGCUUGCAGACAUGAUCGCGCCCACAGACGCCUCCUUUCCUCCAGCGAGUGGGAGUUGUGCGGCGUUCAUUUAUCCAAACAUGGUGCCUGUCAAUCCUGAUCCUGUGACUCCGCCUCUGCACCACCAGCCGCAGGCAGCAGCUCCUCCUCUCUCCUGCUCUCUGACCUCCACCUCCUCCUUCGCUUUCACUCCACACAUGCAGAACUUCGCCGGCCCCGUCCACUCCGCCCUGCACCUCCCAAAUCUGAGCCUUCAGGCCUCCUCCUUCAAUGCUGCCUUCCCUCCCUCCUCCUUCACUCACUCCUCAGCCUCCUUCCCUCACCCUUCUUUCCAGCCCUCCUCCUCCUCCUCCUCCUCCUCCUGCUUGGCCGUGCCCUCAUCUUUCCAGCAGCCCAUCACCUCUGCUCCAGCUCAUCCUCAGAACUUUCCCGCCGCCUCCAACUCCACAUACGCUUCAGUUGAAAGAGGCACCGUGCCUCACUUCAACCCCCCUGCCCCCUAUCGCCCGGAGAUGGUACUGCACCACCCGUCCCUUCUCCCUCAGCUGGAUCCAUCUCUCCCCUCCUCCACUCCUCCUCCUCCUCCUCCUCCUCCUCCAUCACUGUACCCAGCGUUUCCGUCGUACCCUCUGCGACUGUGUCAGGACCCCGGUCACUCGUCGCUCUCCAUGCCCUUCAGGCAUUUGUACAGACAACACGGCCACGCCCACCCUCAGGGGUCCUACCUGGACAUGAGCACAAGACCAGUGUUUUAAGAUGUUGUUAACAAUGUUUAACAAUGUGUGUGUGUGUGUGUGUGUGUGUGAGCUGAUACACGUUCACGACGUUCACGACGUUGAUCCAAAGCUGUAAAUAGUUGUUGAAUCAAAUAUCAUUCCAGUGUGAACAAUAAAAAAAGGCCUUCUCCA